Brassica oleracea var. oleracea is the source of this 1680-nucleotide messenger RNA. Its product is annotated as ethanolamine-phosphate cytidylyltransferase. Gene Ontology annotation, molecular function: ethanolamine-phosphate cytidylyltransferase activity. The transcript has 9 exons. Gene Ontology annotation, biological process: phosphatidylethanolamine biosynthetic process. The coding region runs from base 135 to 1397 and encodes 420 amino acids. The record is from RefSeq and is a predicted model, not a curated record. NCBI's taxonomy places the organism in Eukaryota, Viridiplantae, Streptophyta, Magnoliopsida, Brassicales, Brassicaceae. Gene Ontology annotation, cellular component: cytoplasm.
UCCCGAUCCCGAGUUUCUUUCCGAAUAGAAGAAACGUCAGUGAGAAGAGAGAUCCGAUCUACGACUACGACCUCUGUUAAUGUGAAGCAAACAAACGAAGAAAGCAUCUGAGAUUUUUCAAAACAAAGCGAGAAAUGGUUUGGGAGAAAGAGAAAAUCGUCGGAACUUGUUUACUCGGAGGAGCCGCCUUCGCCGUCGGAGCUUCCUUCCUCCACCUCUUCCUCAAAGGCGACCUUCCUCUAGGCUUAGGGCUAGGCAAAUGUGUGCUUUCCCCCUUCAGAAAACGCAAGCCCGUUCGCGUCUACAUGGACGGCUGCUUCGACAUGAUGCACUACGGCCACUGCAACGCGCUAAGGCAAGCGCGUGCUCUCGGUGACCAAUUAGUCGUAGGCGUUGUUAGCGACGAAGAGAUUAUAGCUAAUAAAGGACCUCCCGUUACUCCUCUUCAUGAGAGGAUGAUAAUGGUGAAGGCGGUGAAGUGGGUGGACGAAGUUAUAUCAGAUGCUCCUUACGCCAUCACGGAGGAGUUCAUGAAGAAACUGUUUGAUGAGUAUCAGAUUGAUUACAUUAUCCAUGGGGAUGAUCCUUGCGUUCUUCCCGAUGGGACUGAUGCUUAUGCGCAUGCCAAGAAGGCUGGGAGGUACAAGCAGAUUAAGCGUACUGAAGGAGUUUCCAGCACUGACAUCGUUGGUCGCAUGCUUCUUUGUGUGAGAGAAAGAUCUGUUAGUGAUAGUCAUAAUCGUUCCUCUUUGCAAAGGCAGUUCAGCCAUGGGCAUGACAGUCCAAGGUUUAAGGACGGAGUUUCUUCUGCUGGUACUCGCGUCUCGCAUUUUCUUCCUACUUCCCGCAGGAUUGUUCAGUUCUCUAAUGGCAAGGGGCCAGGACCUGAUGCACGCAUAGUUUACAUAGAUGGUGCGUUUGAUCUUUUCCAUGCUGGCCAUGUUGAGAUUCUCAGGCGUGCUAGAGAGCUUGGAGACUUUCUUCUUGUUGGAAUACAUAAUGACCAGACCGUCAGUGCUAAAAGAGGAGCGCACCGCCCAAUCAUGAAUCUCCAUGAAAGAAGCUUAAGCGUUCUGGCAUGCCGCUAUGUUGAUGAGGUGAUAAUUGGCGCUCCGUGGGAAGUGUCGAAAGAUACGAUCACAACAUUUGACAUUUCAUUGGUGGUUCAUGGGACAGUAGCCGAGAGCGAUGACUUUCAAAGGGAGGAAGAGAAUCCAUACGCUGUACCAAUUAGCAUGGGCAUAUUCCAAGUUCUAGAAAGCCCUCUUGAUAUCACAACGUCCACCAUAAUCAGGAGGAUUGUAGCCAACCAUGAAGCUUAUCAGAAGCGUAAUUUGAAAAAGGAAGCUAGUGAGAAGAAGUACUACGAGCAGAAGGCGUUUGUGUCCGGGGACUGAUAGAAUCAGAAGCUGUAGACUUCCUAGAACUUUUUUUAAAACCAUCUUCGGGAUUUGAAUCAGUUUCUUGCUCAUCUUAGUAUCGUUGUGGCGACUAUAGGAGAAUGUUUCUGGAUGAGAGUCCAAUGCUACAUAUGACAUUCUGUUCUCUAGUUUACAGUUUACAUAAAUAAGGCAUUGAUGGUUUUAGCACCAAUUGCCUUUCACUUUUUGGGAUGUUUCAUUCUGUUUGUAACUUUUGUUUUUUUUGCGUUACUGCAAAUAUGUAUCUGUUUAGUGUUUA